AUGGUUCAAUUGCCGGCGGAUUGUAUUCAAGAAAUAUUGAAAUUCUUGGAUAAUAAUUUGUUUUCAUGUCUUUUAAUCAAUCGUAGAUGGUGUAGAAAUACCGUACCGUUGAUAUGGAAUAAUCCGUUUAGAUUUGAAGGAUUAUCCGAUAAAAAAAAUUUAAGAUUCCUUGAUAAUUAUCUUAAAAGUUUAAAUCAAGAGGAGAACGAUUGGUUGGAACAAAAAGGGAUUGUACUCGGUCAUGAGCAACCAAUAUUAUUUGAUUAUGCAUCAUUUUUGGAAGUGAUUAAAUUCGACAAGUUGGAUCUCACCAUAAAGAAUUGGGUUGAUUAUUUUUAUUUUGAUUUCAAGGUACCAAAAAUGAUUUUUUUGGAAAAAGGAGAAUAUUAUAUUAAUAUCUUGGCCGUCUUAUUUAAAUUAUUCAUGAGACAAUCAAAGAGCAUUCGAUCAUUAUUUAUUAGUGAAAUUAUGUCAUUACCUACCGUUACUAGAAUAAAAUUUCCAGAUUGUUCAACAUUUUCUUUGGCGGUACCUGGUAUUAAAGAAGUCAAAGAUGUUAAUUUUAAUUUUUCUUACAAGGUAAACCCUUAUAAGAAAAUUUUCGAAGUAAUCUCCACGACAUGCACCCAAAUUCAAAACUUAUCAUUAUCCUUCCCAUAUAAUGUUCGAUUAAAAAAUUUGCCACAUUUUAAUAAUAGUUUGAUAAACAUGAUAAAAAAUCAAACGAAAUUGGAAUCUAUUACUUUGAAAUUUAUUAUGUUUAAUCUAAUUGAACUGAAAUCUGUAUUUAGUUCGUUAAACCUACAUAUUAAUUGGAUAAGGAAGAUUGAAUUGAAUUAUUUUGAGAUUAAUCUCAUGGAUUUUUCUUUAAUAUUUUCAAAAAAAAGUAAUAAUCAACCAAUCGAAUUAAGCUUACUUGAUUGCGUAUUAUAUUUGUAUGUAGAAAACCACGAACAAAUUUAUGAAUUUGAGGAAAUAAAACUACCAGUAGAUAGUUUAAAGAUCUUAUUUGAGAAUGAUCACUCAUUAAUUUAUCAACCAAUAUUAUUACAAAUCGUGGGAGAAAAUUUGAGGAAUCUUUCAUUAAAUAAGUUGGAUGAAGAUACCAUUCGAUACAUUUUAGGCUAUUGCACGAAUAUUACAUCUUUAGAAAUUGUUGAUUUACAGCGUAUGGAUUUAUCCGAUAUUUUAAUGAUUAUCAAGGAACUUCAAAUUAGUAAAUUAAAAUUAUCAUUCAAUGAUACAGGAUUGCCUCUUCCUGAAUCAAUUGUGUCAGAUUUUUUGUUAAAUUUGUCUUUUAAUUUACCUACGACAUUAACUUCGCUAGUAUUGGGAAAUCUUCAAAAAUUUUGGUAUUUACAAAAUUUUCUUGAAAAUUUCGAAGCUCCAAAAUUACGUGAGAUAAUUCUAUUACAAGUACCAAUGAAUUUCUUAACGUUUAUCGAUUCAUUUAAGAACUUUGAUCAUUAUCUUGAAUUACUUAUAGUCAGAAACAUUCAUUUAUUUGGGAUAGAAUUUGAAGGAAUGAUUGGUAAAUAUGAACUUGAUCAAGUCAAACAACAUGUUGCUAAGAACGAAUUCACUUGUAAAUUGAAAUUUGUAAAAAAAGUAAAUGGAAAUGUUGGAUUUUAUAUAGGUGGUAAGUUAAACUUUUAUGAUACAUUUAUUACUACAUGA
Molecule: messenger RNA, 1677 nt
Organism: Funneliformis geosporum
Lineage: Eukaryota; Fungi; Glomeromycota; Glomeromycetes; Glomerales; Glomeraceae
Source: the annotation of a GenBank genome assembly